CUUGACUACCAAGAAAAAAAAAUUAUGUCCAACAGAAUAUAACAAGUUGACCCUUCGAGCCCAUGUUCCAAAGAAUCAUAUACACUUCAUCUUCCUCAUAUUAUCAUAAGCUCCAGCUUUCUAAACUGUCACUUCUUUUAGGCCUCAACACCACACACACGGGCCCCACGUCUCCCUAAUAUUUUCAAUAUAUAUUCUGAGCUUUGGUGGGUCCCACUUGUCAUGUGCUACUAUUCUCUCAAAAAUAACACUCCAUAAUCUCUAGUAUUUGCCAGUUUUUUUUUGCUCUGUUCUCUUCCCUCCCUCUCUUCAACCCCCACUAACUCACACACACUGCAGAGGAAAAGAACACCAAAACCAAAACCACCCCUUCUUUCCUCCAUCCUUUUCUUCCCCUUUCCUCCAUUUACCAAUGCAUUCAUAACAGGCUUUUUGCAAUUACCAAAAAACCUUUCUUUUUUACUCCAAAGAUUCAAUCUUUGUAAAAGAUGGAGCCCCAUUCUGGGUUCAAGUUUGCAGCUUUUGUACUAUUUCUUGGGUUCUCUACCUUCUUCUUUGCUGCUGAGUCUCAAACAAGCGCCGGUGAUGCUGGGGUGAUGUUGGAACUGAAGAAGAGUCUCAAUGCACCUGAUUCACUUGGAUGGUCUGAUCCAGAUCCUUGCAAAUGGGAUCAUGUGGGUUGCUCUGAGGACAAAAGGGUCACCCGGAUUCAGAUAGGAGGCCAAUCUUUGACAGGUACUCUUCCUCCCAGUCUCUCGAAUCUUACUCAACUAGAGAGGCUAGAGCUUCAAGUGAAUAACAUUAGUGGGCCUUUACCGAGCUUGAAUGGUUUGAGUUCACUCCAGGCCUUACUUAUUAAUGGCAAUCAGUUUACUUCCAUUCCUGCUGAUUUUUUUACUGGGAUGUCUUCGUUGAUUACCGUUGAGAUUGAUAAGAACCCUUUUUCUGCUUGGGAGAUUCCUGAGAGUCUUCAAAACUGUUCCACAUUGCAGAAUUUUUCUGCCAAUAGUGUGAAUAUUACAGGGACACUUCCCAGCUUUCUUGGCCCUGAUGGGUUCCCAGGGUUACUAAAUUUGCAUUUGGCUCUUAAUAAUCUAAAUGGUGAACUGCCCUCCAGUUUCUCUGGAUGGCAGCUCGAGUCUUUGUGGUUGAAUGGGCAGAAUCUUAGUGGAGGAAUCGAUGUCAUUCAAAAUAUGACUGAUUUGAAGCAAAUUUGGUUGCAUUCUAAUGGAUUUUCUGGUCCGUUGCCUGAUUUUUCCGGUUUAAAGGUGUUAGAGGAUUUGAGCAUUAGGGAUAAUUCUUUUACUGGUCCUGUUCCCUUGAGUUUGGUGAACCUUGAUUCCUUGAAAGUGGUUAAUUUGACUAAUAACUUAUUCCAAGGACCAAUGCCACAGUUCCAUGAUACCGUGUCUGUGGAUAUGACCGCUGGUACUAAUAGCUUUUGUUUGCCAAAGCCUGGUGCUUGUGAUCCUCAAGUCGAUACAUUGCUUUCGAUCGUGCAAUCAGUGGGUUAUCCAAGACGUUUGGCUGAGAGUUGGAAAGGAAAUGACCCUUGUGGUAGUGGUUGGUUGGGGAUCACUUGUAACAAUGGAAGCAUUACUAUUGUCAAUUUAGAGAAGAUGGGUCUGAUUGGUACAAUUUCUCCUGUGUUUUCUUCUCUUAAGUCUCUGCAGAGGUUGGUUCUUGCCAACAACAAUUUCACGGGUACUAUCCCGGAGGAGCUAACUACCCUUCCUGUGCUUAAUGAACUGGAUGUGUCAAACAAUAACCUUUAUGGAAAAGUUCCUGUUUUUAGGGGUAACUUAGAUUUGAAAACCGGUGGGAACCCUGACCUCGGCAAGGACAAACCAAGUCCUCUUCCCGGCUCUCCAACUUCAGGAGAUAAAUCUGAUUCUCCACCUGGAAAUGAUAAUCCUGGUAUGCCCGGCAGACAUAAGAAAUCCAGGGUUGGAGUUGUGAUAUUCUGUAUACUUGGAGGUAUCUUUGUACUGUUUUUGUUCUGUUUAGCAGCUUUUUAUUUGUACAGAAGCAGACAAAAGCGUUCGAGCAGAGUGCAAAGCCCCAAUGCCAUGAUAGUUCAUCCUCGUCAUUCGGGGUCUGAUAAUGACAAUGUCAAGAUCACCGUUGCAGGAUCGAGUGUCAGUGUUGGUGCAGUCAGUGAUAUUCACAAUACUCCUACCAGUGAGACAAGUGAUAUACAAAUGGUUGAAUCAGGAAACAUAAAGAUUUCUAUACAAGUACUGAAGAAUGUGACUAACAACUUCAGUGAAGAGAAUAUAUUGGGUCGCGGAGGUUUUGGGACUGUCUAUAGAGGUGCUCUGCACGAUGGAACUAAAAUUGCUGUCAAGAGAAUGGAGUCGGGAGUGCUUGAUGGUAAAGGGUUGGCUGAGUUUAGAUCUGAAAUUGCUGUUUUAACUAAGGUACGUCACAGGCAUCUGGUUGCACUUCUUGGAUUUUGUAUUGAUGGAAAUGAGAAGCUCCUUGUGUAUGAAUAUAUGCCUCAAGGGACAUUAAGUAGGCACUUAUUCAACUGGGCUGAAGAAGGAUUGAGACCUUUAGAGUGGACUAAAAGAUUAACCAUUGCCCUAGAUGUUGCUAGAGGAGUUGAGUACCUACAUGGAUUAGCCCAUCAAAGCUUCAUUCACAGAGACCUAAAGCCCUCCAACAUUCUACUAGGAGAUGAUAUGAGAGCUAAAGUCGGAGAUUUUGGACUUGUACGGCUGGCCCCUGAAGGUAAAGCCUCCUUUGAAACAAGGCUUGCCGGCACAUUUGGUUACUUGGCACCAGAAUAUGCAGUGACGGGAAGAGUAACCACUAAAGUCGAUGUGUUCAGUUUUGGUGUGAUCUUGAUGGAAUUGAUCACAGGGCGGAAGGCUCUUGAUGAAAGUCAACCAGAGGAAAGCAUGCACCUUGUUACAUGGUUUAGAAGAGUGUGUCUCAACAAAGACAUGUUCCGCAAAGCAAUUGACCCAGCAAUUGACCACAAUGAGGAAACCUUGGCAAGUAUCAGUACUGUUGCUGAGCUUGCAGGACACUGCUGUGCACGAGAACCAUAUCAAAGGCCUGACAUGGGUCAUGCUGUCAAUGUACUAUCUUCUCUAGUAGAGCUCUGGAAACCAUCUGUUCAAACUACAGACGACAUAUAUGGCAUUGACUUUGAAAUGUCAUUGCCGCAAGCAUUAAAGAAGUGGCAAGCUGAGGGUAGAAGUAACAUGGACUCAUCAUCUUCUUCCUAUCUUCCAAGCUUGGACAACACUCAGACAAGUAUACCAACCCGGCCAUAUGGAUUUGCCGAAUCUUUCACAUCUGCCGAUGGUAGGUGAGAGUUCAGACAGCACUGCAGUCAGCUUUGGUGGUUGGUUCAUCCUGUUCAUUCUUUUUUACUUCGUUCUCACUGUAAGUUUAUGUAUCCCCUGGUUCCCAUUCCUUCUUUUCAUCAGAACUUGCAUCAAGUGGGAUAUUUAGUAGUAAUUAUGUCUUAGGUUAUUUUUUUCUUCCGUUAUUUUUUAUGGGAUCAUUAGUUUUUAUCAUCUGAUUGCCUGGAUGGUUUAAUUAAAAUCAAAUGACUUGUGACCUCCGCAAGGCAUUUCAAGUAGUAGUUCAAUUUUGUCAAUGCUCGUGAUAUCAAGGGACUUGCUUAUUCUCUUGAAAAGCACAGGAAUUUUCAUCUUAUUUCUGUUUCUUGUGGAAAUGAUUCUAUGCACAUGGACCAG
This is a messenger RNA of Oldenlandia corymbosa var. corymbosa, 3713 nucleotides long. Lineage: Eukaryota; Viridiplantae; Streptophyta; Magnoliopsida; Gentianales; Rubiaceae. The record is from the annotation of a GenBank genome assembly.